UUUGCGUUGUUUUGAAACAGGCUGCGCUUUGCUUCACGGCGCUGAGCGUGUCCCUCAGGUGUGUCAGUAAAGAUGGAAACGGAUCGAGCGGCUAAACUUGAGUUUGCGGUGCAGAUGACAUGUGAAAGCUGUGUUAAUGCAGUGAAAGGGGCACUGGAGAAACAGCCCGGAGUGCAUUCGGUACAGAUUGACCUGUCUCGGGAGGAGGUCCUGGUGGAGACGUCUCUGAGCACUCAGGAGGUUCAAGGGCUGAUAGAGAGCACAGGCAGGAGAGCCGUACUGAAGGGAAUGGGCGGAUCAGAACCAGAUCUGGGCGCUGCUGUGGCGAUGCUGAGUGGGGUGGGGCGAGUGCAGGGUGUGGUUCGAUUCCUGCAGCUGUCAAAGGAUCGCUGUUUGAUUGACGGGACAAUUGACGGGUUGGAGCCCGGAGCACAUGGGCUGCAUGUACAUGAACUCGGAGAUCUCACACAGGACUGCAUGAGCUGUGGAGAGCACUAUAACCCCUUUGGAAAACAACACGGAGGCCCGGAGGACACAGAGAGGCAUGUGGGUGACCUGGGUAAUGUCCAGGCAGGAUCAGAUGGCAGAGCCACAUUCCGACUGGAAGACUCCCAGCUAAAGGUGUGGGAUGUGAUUGGUCGCUCACUGGUGGUGGAUUCUGGGGAAGAUGACCUUGGCCGAGGAAAUCACCCGCUGUCCAGACAAACAGGAAACUCAGGACAGAGGCUGGCGUGUGGAAUCAUCGCUCGUUCUGCAGGACUGUUUCAGAACCCUAAACAGAUCUGUGCAUGUGACGGGGUCACUCUGUGGGAGGAGAGAGAUCGGCCUAUAGCGGGAAAAGGACGCAGAGUCACAGACACACCAACGGCCAAUUUAUGACCGUACGAGCAGCUGUGAAUAAUGAUGAGCACAGAGUGCACUUAGAGAAGGAGAGAAAACAAAAGAGUACAGACAGACUGAAGAGACCAAAAAUUCUUGCUGAAUUGUUGAAACCCUUCAAACUAUCUCCUUGCCUUGGACCCUGUAUAUCUGGGGUGUCGAACUGGGUUUGCAGAGAUACUAGCUGUGUCUCAAAGCUAAAGAUGCAGCCAAGAAAAACCUUUGAAUGCUAAUUAGGAGUGCUGCUAACUUGGAGAGGAGCCACGUAACAUACAGAUCCACACAGAACACUUUUAAUUUCAGCUUUCUGUCGUUGCAGCUCCAGCCGUUCAACAUCACUCCCUCAGAUUUGACUCACUGUCAUUUAAACUUGUGUCAGUGAUUCUUCAGGUAGCCAGAAUUGAACCUGUUCUGUAGUGAGCAGUGCUGUUAGCAUGCUCCGCCGAUGCUAACCAGCUCCUCUAUCGUAGUAGCAGCACUGUUGAACGUUUAGCAAUUGUUGGUUAAUUGAUGAUAUUUAUAAAUGAUGGAUUGAAAAAGAUUAGAUGGAUUGAAUAAGAAAAAACAAUAGAUUACAGAGAAACUGAAGAGACCUGAAUAACAAAGAGUGUGGUGGCACAAUACCGACAUAAACAUAGAACAAAUCAGUGAAUAGCUACGUCAUUGAACUGUGCCACUGGAAUGGUUUUCAGAACUGUUUGGCCUCACCCUAGAUAUGGGGCCUUUGAGUUAAGGUCAUGAAGGCUUUGUUUAAUGAGGCAGAGUACUAAACUCUGCAGAACUGUGGCCCAGAAGGAACCCAGUUUGACCCUAAUGCUCUACAUUGUCCUGCUGUGGAACCAGUGAGGGUUUUCAUUCACUUAAACUUUGGCUGAGAUGCCACAUGUGACAUUCAAAUUCAUGUAAAAACCUGAGCUGUUUCUUAGUUUCUGAGUGUACAUGUAAGUUGAGUUUAUUCUGACCAUGCAAAUAUAAAGCUUGGGGUUUUACUGGUGUGGCUUCUGGAAGUUAAGUUCACAGUGCUAUUUGGAAAUCAUUGUUAUACAAAGAAAUGCUUUUCUUUUAUUCCCAUUACAAUGUUGGCUCUCAUUUGUUGUUGGUUUGUAAGUUGGAACAGACACAGUACUCCAGGGUUCUUUCUCACGAAGCAAGUUUAACCUUAGACAGGAUUCCCGACUAAGUUUCAGCUUCACAAAACCUAAAAAAUGGAAAUUAAACUCAUUUUAUGAAGGCAGCAACCUCCCCUGUCAGCUCAGGUUUAGAUACUCCAGCUAUGAUUAAUCUUUGUGCGUGUGCACAUGAAAGCAUCACGUUUAUGAUGAACAACCAAUCACAAGAAACAUGAGGAGGAAUUGAGCACCUUGUUUCUCAAAGAAGCAAGAAGAAAUUUGCAUAUAUGUAAAAAAAGUAAAGCACUUAUAGCAGUAUAAAAGCACUGCCACUGUGUUUGCGUAUUGCAGUAAUAAUUUCUUUUAGUCCUUCAUAUCUAUGUAGUAUGAUUUGUUUCUUUUGCAAAAAAAAAUGUGCUUGAUGGCACAAAUGUCACAAAUAAAAAAAAGUACCAGUGGAAUCCACCUCUGCCAGUCGGUGAUUGGUUGAAGAGCUGUUUAUGAUCCAAAAUCCCAAACUGAACCAGCCCUGGAGCAGGUUAGGUGUGCAGCAUAGGUUGCUAUGUUGAUGUAUCCCAAUAAAAGUGAUCCACCAUUGUGAGACAGAUGCCAGCAGUGCCACAUUUAAAACAAUGCUGUCAAAUCUAUAAUUAACUUUUUUUUUGUUCUUUGUAUCUUUCUAUGCAUCCAGUUAAACAGAGCUAGUUAUGCUCUCAUGGACUUCCAGCAUCAUUGGGUUUCAAACAUAUGGCGAAACCCUGCACAGCUCAGCCACUUAAAUCUCUUUUUAAUGAAGUAGGCAGUUGGUCAGUUGAUAAGUACAGGACGUUCAUGAAACAUUAUCAUGACAAUUGAUCAUGAUCAGUAUAUCAGGGUAAUAUAUCUGUCCUUAAGUUAGAUUGAAUACACUGUAUCAGGAGUACUGUGAGUUAGUGUAGAUAUUGUUAUAUGUUUUGAUUGAUGAGUUCUAUAGGGAAGCGUGUAACUGCAGAUAUGACAACAGAGUUGAAAAUCACAAAAAUAUUACACAGUAAAUUUUACUUAUGCAAUUAAGUACAUUCACAAGCAAGUACUUUUGUACUUCUACUCAAGUAAAGAUAUAGAUAGAACAUUGUUGGUCUAGUAAUAUUUUGUCAAGGUCUGCUGUGUAGUUUUUUGUAAUCAUCAUGUCUGUUUCAGUAAUAGUUUUCCUGUCCCAAGCAGGUAAAGUUUUAACCAUCCACAGAUGGGCUUGUAUGUUCACUUUUGUUUUCUGCAGCUGAAAGCUGACGCUGCUCUUUGUGUAUCUUUGCAACUUUGUAGUCGCUGAAAUCACAC
Colossoma macropomum (tambaqui) is the source of this 3305-nucleotide messenger RNA. RefSeq names its product copper chaperone for superoxide dismutase. Gene Ontology annotation, molecular function: copper ion binding. Gene Ontology annotation, biological process: removal of superoxide radicals. The coding region runs from base 73 to 879 and encodes 268 amino acids. The transcript has 8 exons. The record is from RefSeq and is a predicted model, not a curated record. NCBI's taxonomy places the organism in Eukaryota, Metazoa, Chordata, Actinopteri, Characiformes, Serrasalmidae.